UCAUAACUAAUCUACGGCUCGUCUAAUUUAAUUAAAAAUCUCGUGUGCUGUGUGUUGUUUCUACAACAGCAAGUACCCUUUCGCUCAAGCUUUGAGUCGUCGUCUUCUUCUUCUCUUCUCCGAAUACGCCGGUGCUGUAGAUCGUACAAACCUAAGAUAGAGAGAAAAUGUGGGGAAUCUUGAGGCAAAGAGGCAUUGAUGGAGGCGGCUUGUCUCUGAGGAGGACACGAUCCGCAUCGGUUUCCGCAAGGAGCUACGCAGCUGGGUCAAAAGAGAUGACAGUCAGAGAUGCCCUGAAUUCUGCAAUUGAUGAGGAGAUGUCUGCAGAUCCAAAAGUAUUUGUCAUGGGUGAAGAGGUUGGACAAUAUCAAGGUGCCUACAAGAUCACUAAAGGACUUUUGGAGAAAUAUGGUCCUGAGAGGGUUUAUGAUACCCCUAUUACGGAGGCUGGAUUCACUGGAAUUGGAGUUGGUGCCGCCUAUGCUGGCUUAAAGCCUGUUGUAGAAUUUAUGACGUUUAACUUUUCAAUGCAGGCAAUUGAUCAUAUCAUUAAUUCUGCUGCGAAGUCAAAUUACAUGUCUGCUGGACAGAUAAAUGUACCCAUCGUCUUUAGAGGACCCAAUGGUGCUGCUGCUGGUGUUGGUGCUCAGCAUUCUCAGUGCUAUGCUGCCUGGUACGCCUCAGUUCCUGGUUUGAAAGUUCUCGCUCCAUAUUCAGCUGAAGAUGCUCGUGGUCUUCUUAAAGCUGCCAUUAGAGACCCUGACCCUGUUGUCUUCCUUGAAAACGAGUUACUAUAUGGUGAAUCAUUUCCAAUUUCAGAAGAAGCACUGGAUUCAAGUUUCUGUCUUCCCAUAGGCAAAGCCAAGAUUGAACGACAAGGAAAGGAUGUAACAAUAGUAACUUUCUCGAAGAUGGUCGGUUUUGCCCUCAAGGCAGCUGAGAAGCUCGCAGAAGAGGGAAUAAGUGCUGAGGUAAUAAAUCUGCGGUCAAUCCGUCCGCUAGACAGAGCAACCAUCAAUGCUUCAGUGAGAAAAACAAGUAGAUUGGUAACAGUUGAAGAAGGCUUCCCUCAGCAUGGAGUCUGUGCAGAAAUCUGUGCGUCGGUUGUGGAGGAGAGCUUUUCAUACUUGGAUGCACCGGUCGAGAGGAUAGCAGGAGCUGAUGUACCAAUGCCUUAUGCAGCCAACCUAGAGAGAUUGGCUCUUCCUCAGGUAGAGGAUAUCGUUCGAGCAGCCAAGAGAGCUUGUUACAGAUCCAAAUGAAAAAAAAUGAUCAUCGUCAAGAACACGUUCUUCUUUGAUGAAAGUAAAAUAAGAAAGAAAAAAAAAGAGGAGAAAUUGAUGUGUCUUUUGCCACAAAACCACCAUUCGUGAUUUUUAUUUGACCUUUUGCUAUUAUUAUUCUUGCUAAUCGUCGCUCACUGCGGUUUUCUUUUUCUUUGUCCUUUCCUUUCCGAAUUGAAAAAUUUUAAUCUUGUGGGGUAAUUGAUAAAUUGAUCGAGAAAGCUGGUAAUGGAGCUCA
Messenger RNA from Brassica napus (rape), 1521 nucleotides. Its product is annotated as pyruvate dehydrogenase E1 component subunit beta-1, mitochondrial. Gene Ontology annotation, biological process: pyruvate decarboxylation to acetyl-CoA. The coding region runs from base 168 to 1262 and encodes 364 amino acids. Lineage: Eukaryota; Viridiplantae; Streptophyta; Magnoliopsida; Brassicales; Brassicaceae. The transcript has 14 exons. Gene Ontology annotation, molecular function: pyruvate dehydrogenase (acetyl-transferring) activity. The record is from RefSeq and is a predicted model, not a curated record.